Drosophila albomicans is the source of this 1519-nucleotide messenger RNA. RefSeq names its product dolichol kinase (gene Dolk). Gene Ontology annotation, biological process: dolichyl monophosphate biosynthetic process. Bases 63 to 1445 code for a protein of 460 amino acids. The transcript has 4 exons. The record is from RefSeq and is a predicted model, not a curated record. Lineage: Eukaryota; Metazoa; Arthropoda; Insecta; Diptera; Drosophilidae. Gene Ontology annotation, cellular component: endoplasmic reticulum membrane. Gene Ontology annotation, molecular function: dolichol kinase activity.
UUAAAAAUCCCAUCUGUGGUCACACCUAUUACUCACAACAGGUGUUAGUCAACACUGCAAAGAUGGAGCGACUUUUGCCCCGGCCCUUUGCCUCAAAUGGCGGUUGGCUAAGUUUACUGUUGCCCUUGGCAUUGGCCAUCAGCUAUCUACACUCGCACACAACGACGCCGGCCUGCAGCUCAUCGGAUGCAGUGCAUCGCUAUUUAAUUGUGAUCGCAUUAGGAACAUGUUUGAGAACGCUUUGCUUUCUCUUAAGCUCGGCCUGGGCACUUAACUGGCUAUUCAACCUGUUGCCCGCCUUUGUUACAAGUGCCUGUCUGGCUCUGCAACCGGAAACCACUUGGAUUACAUCAUUAAUUGGCGGGUUUCUUAUCACUACACUUUAUCAGCAUGUCUACAUCAGCGUUAUGCGUGCACUGCCCAAGACAUUUAGCUUUGGCGAGGCUGCCAUUCUGGUGCAGGGACUUGUCCUAUUCCUCCUCAAUGCCACAAGUCGGAUUUACGCUUUGUUUGCCCUGCAAGCGAAGCCUAUCACGGAUUUCGGCCAAUUGAAUGCCAUUAUGCAGAGUGCGUUGAUCUGUCUGCUGACGGUUUGUGUGCUGCUUGCUUUGCUGCCUGUUUUGAGGCAGCCGUUGCCGUUCUACCUCUUAAUUGGGCUGCUCCUUGUGGCCGUCACCUGCGCUCCAGUGACGCAACCCUUGCCGUUGAUUGCACUGCUCAACUUCAUACUCAGGGAUCAGAAGCGUUUAAUUGUAAUUGUGUUCUACAUCAUUCUGGUGGCAUUGACAGGUGCCACGGUCAGCUGGCAACUGGGCAACUCCACGCAGGCCAAUACGCGUGUCCGCAAGAUCUUCCAUCUGCUGAUUGUGCUCGUCUUUGUGCCUGGCCUGGUUUAUCAGUGUGCCUUGUUGUACAUUGCCACGGGCGUCGCCUUUGCAGUCUUUGUGGUCUUGGAGCUAUUCCGGCUUCUGCAGAUGCCGCCAUUUGGUAACACUUUGGUGGCUGCCUUUGAAUCUUUCAAGGAUGUCAAGGAUGCGGGUCAAUUGGCAUUGACACCGUUUUGUUUAUUGAUUGGCUGCUCGCUACCCAUAUGGCUAACUUGUUGUCCGUGUGGCCAGAGCGACAAUCCCAGCCUCCUGAUGUUACUCUCAGGUGUGCUCGCUGUGGGCGUCGGAGACACGGCAGCCAGUGUGGUGGGCUCCAAAUAUGGACGCAACAAGUGGAGCAACUCUACGCGUUCUGUGGAAGGCACGCUCGCUUUUGUAGUAUCCAUCCUCUUAUCAGUCUGGUUUUUGGAAUUAGGAGGUAUCUUGGACUUGACGCAGGGUCAAUGGUUUGCAACGGUUUUUGCGGCCUUGAAUGCAGCGUUGGUUGAAGCGUUUACAGAUCAGGUGGAUAAUUUGGUGUUGCCGCUGGUCUUUUACAUUCUAGUUGGUCUUGCCUAAGGCAUUUAAAAAAAAAGUGAUACAUUCCUAUAUUUGCCAGUUUACAUAGUAAAUAAUAAUUUUAGAAAAACGGA